Messenger RNA from Poecile atricapillus (Black-capped chickadee), 4755 nucleotides. It is a transcript of the gene STAT6, whose product is annotated as signal transducer and activator of transcription 6. Gene Ontology annotation, molecular function: RNA polymerase II cis-regulatory region sequence-specific DNA binding; DNA-binding transcription factor activity, RNA polymerase II-specific. The coding region runs from base 2081 to 4621 and encodes 846 amino acids. NCBI's taxonomy places the organism in Eukaryota, Metazoa, Chordata, Aves, Passeriformes, Paridae. The transcript is spliced from 21 exons. Gene Ontology annotation, biological process: cell surface receptor signaling pathway via JAK-STAT; cytokine-mediated signaling pathway; regulation of transcription by RNA polymerase II. The record is from RefSeq and is a predicted model, not a curated record.
UGUGUGACAGGCUGAGCCGGGCCUCUGAGGGGGAGCGGAGCGACUGACAGCACCUCAGGGGGGUGUUUGGGGAUGAGGAAGGGGCUCCGGGACCGGUGGCGCCGAGGCUGCAUCGGCCGCCCAAGUGGGAACGCAGCCACGCUCGACCCGGAGCCCAGAGCACCCGCUGCUGGGUGGGUGCAGAGGAUGGCACCCAGCUCUCCUGGCACCCCACUGUCCUGGCAUGGUGCUGUUUGGAGACGGGGGGUGCGUGGGGGCCAAGGAAGACCCCUUCCCCCGUCCCACCGGUGGAGCCGGACAGCGAAUUCCUGGGACGGGAGCGGCACCGAAUCCAGCCCGGGCUCCACGAGCCGUGAGUCACUCUGGGCUGGGUCGUCCGGGAAGGCCCCGCUCCCCUUCCUACGCACCAGAAGAACUUUCACUCCCCCAGCGGUCAGCAGUGGGCAGCCCCCCAGAACCCCCCCCCCCAAAAUCUGUGUGUCCUCCGCGUGGCACUGUCACAGUGUCCCACAGUGUCCUGUGUUCUGGCCCCGGCCGGAGAACUGGCAGCAGUGGCGUCCCCAGCAUCCCGGGGAAACCGAGGCACGCUGAAGGGCAGCGAUAUCCCUCGGGCUCUUCCCGGCGAGGGCAGAGUCAGAGAGAAGUCCGGGUUUCCACAGCAUUUGGAAAACCUCGGAGCGUGUGUCCGUGAGAAAGCCCCGGAGGAUCUGGCGGCACAGGGAGCGUGCUCUGAGGUGCCCCUCAGGAUGAGGAGGGUGCAGAGGGACCCACCUGAGCCGGGCUGGGGUCCGUCCCCCCGACACAGCCCACUCCCGAGGGUGGGGGGCUGCGGCUGGCCGCCAGGAAGGGCUGGUGGUUAAUGAGUAACAUCCGUGGGAUUUACGGCACCUCGGGACAGGGAAGGGGACGGGGAAUGUACGGCGGCUCCAGCUCGGGGACAAGGUUUCUUUUUGCAGUAAGACAGCACAAAGACUAUGCUGAGUUUGGGGGUCCCUGAGCCCCCUCCCGUGCUUGGGCUCCUCCUGAGCCACCUUCUCGCACGGGACACCCCAGGAGGGUGGAGAAGGAAGCGAAAGUGGCUGCAUCGAGGGGUUUGGGGACGGGGAGCGGAUGGGGGGCGGCUGCUCCCCCUCCCCGGGUGCCGUAUCCUGCCCCGUGUCGAGCCGGUUUCCACAGCGCAGCUGUGUCCCUGCCACCUCGGCUUCCCUGAGUGACCUGGAGGAGGGUCCCCAUGGGAUAUUGUCCCCAGGAGGGAACUGGGAAAAGCUCUUCUGCGGGAGAAGAAGAGGUAAACGUUGAAAUUAGGAUGGGAAGGAUUCAGGGCACGGCUGGGCUGAAGGAAGUGCUGUGACCGAUGCCAGGAGGGGACAUUAUGUUCCCCCUCGAGCUCCUCCUGGGCUGUGGGAGGAGAGAGCAGAGCAGCUUGUCCUGCAGACUCUCAGCAGAUCCAGGCAUGCCUGGCUUAAGGCUUACACUCCAGGUUGGCGCUUCCAGCCAGCAGCUGCCUCCCAGGGCUGAGCAGAAAUACAGGUUUAAUGGGGCAGGAGGAUGGGGAUUAACCUCGAGGGUGGCAAAAGGAAAGGCUGUUUUUCCCCUCCUGCCAAAAUCCCACUGGGACUGUGGGGAAAAGCCCGGCAGCAUUCCCAGAAUUGCUGUGCGCGUUUCCCACCGGCCACUGAUCCAUCCCUCCGAGUAACCUCAUCCCCCGGGCCGCUCACUGCGGUGAAUCCCCGGGAUCUGUUUGCUCCGGGCAGCGUGGAGUCGAAAGCAAAAGCAUUUCUGGAAGGCGUCAGCCCGCAGCCAGCACGGGUUCUCCGAGUCUCUCAGCUCCACCUCCGCCCUGCGCCUUCGGCGGCUCCGCGCGGCCCAGGCCCGUGGGGACCGCGCUGCCCGCGGGGGCUCGGGCCGUGCCGCGGCUCCGCGCCCGCCCGUUCGCCUCAGGGCCCUGAGGGCCAGGCCUGGGGGUCCCGCCGCUGCCCCGGCCCCUCGGCUGGGCCGUCAGACGCCGGGAUCCGCCGCGGGAUCGGGCCUUGGCCCCGGGCGGGGCCGGCGGAACCGGCAGCGAGGUGACUGUCCCAAGAUGUCCCUCUGGAACCUGGUGUCCCACAUGCCACCAGAGGAGUUCAGCAGCCUCUCCGCCGAGUUUCCCCGGAGUCUGCGCUGUCUCCUGGCCGAGUGGCUGGAGAACCAGCCCUGGGAGUUCAUCAAUGGCUCAGACGCCUUCUGCAGCAGCAUGGCCAGCAGGCUGCUCUCGGCCAUGCUGGAGAAGCUCCGCAGCACUGCCGGCAGCGAUGGGCAGCAGAGCCAGAUCCUGCAGCAAGUCAGCAGCAUCGAGAACACCUUCCGUCGGGACCCUCUGCGGCUGGUGGCCGUCGUGAGAGCCGUCCUGGAGGGUGAGAAGGCGGCCGUGCUCAAACGGGACCACCACCUGCCCCUCAGCUUCCACCGGCGGCAGGAGGAGCUGAAGUUCAGCCUGGGGCUGCAGCGGCUGCAGCACCGAGUCCGUGAGAUCCAGGCGCUCUGCGACGAGGGGCCAGGGCGGGACGGGGCCGUGCAGGGCCCCAUGGCCCCCAGGGAACUGCCCACCCUCAUCCUGGAGGCUGUGAAGGAGCUGGAGGCGGCCAAACAGCAGGUGCUGAAGAGGAUCCAGAUCUGGAAGAGACAACAGCAGCUGGCAGGGAACGGGGCCAUCUUUGAGGAGAAUCUGGCACCGCUGCAGAAGAGGUGCGAGAACCUGGUCGAGGUUUACUUCCAGCUGCAGAAGCAGGUGAUGGCAAUGAGCACCGAGCCUGAGCUGCUGCCGCGGCUCCUGGAGCGCCUCAACGAGGUGUUGUCCAGCCUGGUCAAGAGCUCCUUCCUGGUGGAGAAGCAGCCCCCACAGGUGCUGAAGACCCAGACCAAGUUCCAGGCAAACGUCCGGUUCCUGCUGGGCCCGCGGCUGCUGAAGGCAGCGCCCAAGCCCUACGUGGUGAGGGCUGACAUGGUGACAGAGAAGCAGGCACGGGAGCUGGAGCUCAGCAACUACAGCAACACCCUCAGUGAGAGCACGGGGGAGAUCGUGCACAACACGGUGGCCCUGGAGACCAACCCCACCAGUGGGACCUGCUGCGCCAACUUCAAGAACGUCCUGCUGAAGAAGAUCAAGCGCUGUGAGCGGAAGGGCUCUGAGUCGGUGACAGAGGAGAAAUGCGCCGUCCUGUUCAGCACCAACGUCACCUUGACCCCCAGCAACGUCUCCAUCCACCUCCAGGUCCUGUCUCUGCCCAUCGUGGUCAUCGUCCACGGGAACCAGGACAACAACGCCAAAGCCACUGUGCUGUGGGACAACGCCUUCUCCGACAUUGAGCGGGUGCCCUUCGUGGUGGCCGAUCGAGUGCCCUGGGACAAGAUGUGUGACACCCUGAACCUGAAGUUCAUGGCAGAGGUGCAGACCACCAAAGGGCUCCUCAAGGAGCACUACUUCUUCCUGGCCCAGAAGAUCUUCAAUGAUCACAGCGCCAGCCCUGAGGACUUCCAGGGCCGCCAGGUCUCCUGGGCCCAGUUCAACAAGGAGAUCCUCCCUGGCCGGGGAUUCACCUUCUGGCAGUGGUUUGAUGGAGUUUUGGACCUCACCAAGAGAUGCCUCAAAAGUUACUGGUCAGACAGGCUCAUCAUGGGUUUCAUCAGUAAGCAAUACGUGUGCAAGCUGCUGAGCAUGGAGCCGGACGGGACCUUCCUGCUCCGCUUCAGCGACUCCGAGAUCGGGGGCGUCACCAUCGCUUACGUCAUCCGGGGCAAGGACGGCUCCAGCCAGGUGGAAAACAUCCAGCCCUUCUCUGCCAAGGACCUGUCCAUCCGCUGCCUCGGCGACCGGAUCCGGGACCUGGGGCAGCUCCGUAACCUGUACCCCAACAUCCCCAAGGACCAGGCAUUUGGGAGUCACUACAACAAAGAGCAGACAGGCAAGGACGGCCGGGGCUAUGUCUCCACUGCCAUCAAGAUGACUGUGGAAAGAGAAAGGGACCAGCAGCCUCCAAGCGCCGUGGGGGCCCCUCCCGAGGCUCCCCAGGCACCGAUGUUCAACCUGCCCGUGCUGCAGCACGAGCUGCGCCCUGAGAGCAUGCAGCCACUGCUGGCCCCCAUCUGCCCCCCCACUCCGUUCUGCCCCCAGCCCAUCCCCACAGGCUACCCCACUGUUGAGAGCAAUAUCAUGAUGGUCCCCAACAGGCUCACCUCCCCGUUCCACAGCCCAUCACCGAUGGUCUCGCCUCCCUCGCUGUCCCACUGCCAGGACCCUGCCUUCAGGCCCCCCGGACCCUUCAUGCCCAACCAGUACAUGGCUGGGGAGGUCUCGCAGCUGCUGCCCGCGGGUCCCUCCGCGGAGCCGCAGGACGAGGAGAUGCCCGAGCUGCCCCCGUUCCAGGCCGUGGAGGAUGCCUCGCUGCAGAGCCCCCCGCGGUGGAUGUCACCCGGCAUGGAGCAGUCAUCAGCCUCGGAGUUGGAGCAGCUCCUGCAGGAGGUGCCCCUGUUGCCCCCCUUCGCGCCCCUCCCGCAGCACAGCGGGUACCCCAAUUCCAGCCUGUCCUCCUGGGGGCUGGGGGAGGCGCGGUGGGAUGACAGCAUCCGGCCGGGACACGCGUGAGGGGGCUGCUGGGGGGGAGCAUCGGACUGGGACCCCCCCCUCCCCACUCCCUCCCAGCCUUGCCUGGGUUCAUGGACUUGAUACGACUCCUGCAGGGAUGGAAACUCCAGCUGGGAAAGGCGGGGUUGGGGGGA